Molecule: messenger RNA, 4471 nt
Organism: Ostrinia nubilalis (European corn borer)
Lineage: Eukaryota; Metazoa; Arthropoda; Insecta; Lepidoptera; Crambidae
Gene: Pex19
Product: peroxisomal biogenesis factor 19
Exons: 6
Coding region: 47-655 (202 amino acids)
Biological process (GO): protein import into peroxisome membrane
Cellular component (GO): peroxisome; peroxisomal membrane
Source: RefSeq, a predicted model, not a curated record
AGAGGACCAAAUCACACAGGACCAAAUUGCACAAACGUUCACGAAAAUGGCCGAAGCGGCCGCGACAGUUCUAAAGCCGGCAGCGCAGGCCGGGGACUCCGCCCCCUCGGAACAGGAUCCCGCCGUGCAGGAGAAGAUUGAUGAGGUUUCAGCAGCCAUAUCCCAAACGCUGCAAAACUUGAACACCAACGCUGAGAAUCUCCAAACACCGAUGUCUGAGCAAGACCUAGCUAAUAUGUUCAGUAAUUUCAACCUAGGCGAAGGGGGACAGGACAGCAACAUGUUCGUCCCGUUCAUGCAAGGCAUGAUGCAGUCUCUGCUGUCGAAAGAAGUGCUGCACCCGUCGCUCGUCGAGCUACUGGACAGAUAUCCAGCCUGGCUCGCGGAGCACAAGGGCACGGUGGAGCCGAGCGAGUACGACAGGUACGAAAAGCAGAUGGUGUUAAUGCAGAAAGUAUGCACAGAACUGGAAACCGAGCAAGAAUCCGACCCCGAAGACGUGAAGAGAAAACGCUUUGAAACAGUCCUAGAACUCAUGCAGAAGAUGCAAGACUUAGGCCAACCUCCCGCGGAGCUAGUGGGCGAUAUAGGCGCUCCCCCUCAAGGGUUUGCCCCUCCCCCCGGGGCCGACGCAUCGCAGUGCAGCGUUAUGUAGUAACGCAUAGUUAUAGAGAUACGCGAUUGACCGUUUGCGACGCGAUUUGUUUGGUAGUUGACCGUUUGUGAGGCGAUUAUUGACAGUUUGUGACAGUUUCUGAGGUGAUUUGUGACCGUUUGUGGCGUUACUAACCGUUUAAAACACGAUUUGUGACCGUUUGAGACGUAGUUGACAGUUUCUGAGGUGGUUUGUGACCGUUUGUGGCGUUAUUGACCGUUUGAGAGGCUGUAUUGACCAUUUGUGGCGCUAUUGACCGUUUGAGAGAUUUGUGACCGUUUGAGACGUGGUUGACUGUUUCUUAGGCCCAGAACAGACGGUGAAACGCAACUGCAACGAAACUGCAACUGCUAGUUACUUUUGAGUUGCAUCUAAGUUUCUGCCAUAGCGUCCGUUGAGAGACCACACAUGACGCGGCCAGUUUGAAACUUUCAGUUUCAUUCAUUAGAAUCAUCAGAAAGUUGCAGUUUCGUUGCAGUUGCGUUUCACCGUAUGUUCUGGGCCUUAUUCUUAGGUGAUAUGAUAUGUAUGUGAUUGAUCGUUCAUGACGCUAUUAUUGACUAUUAAUGACGUAAUCACGAUUUUUAAACAGUUUAUGUACCAGUCUGAAACUGACACCUUGUUGACUGGGCUAUUCAAAUUUAAAUUCUUUAUUUAGGGUAGCAAAAUUGUUAUUGUAUUUGCCUUCAAUCAGAAAGAACAAUCAAAAAGUUGACCAUUUUUUGUUGAAGCAUGGUUCUUGACCAUUUGUGGCAUGAUUUUUUGCAUUUUACAAAUUUCGACAGCAUAGCAAGCUAAUACAGAACUUUAUGCCGUAGUAAUAAAUGCUAUUAUGCCAUAAAUUGAGGUUAUGAGGUCGCGUCGAAAACGUCACAAAGUGUCCAAAGCGUUAUUUAAACGGUCAUAGCAAGCCCAUUCCAUUUUGAACUCUAAUAUAACAGAAUAAGGUUGGAAAUGCCUUAUUUAGGGUAAAUCACCCAAACAUCUUACGUCGCACUCGUGGUCCGCUCGCGAACUAUUUGGUGCUGUGGAUUACCUUUGCGGUAUAUUAGAUAUUGUGUGACAAAUAUUAUUUAAAAUACAGCACGUCAAGCUAAAUUGCACCUUAUUUCAUAGUAAUGAAAGUGUUUUGCAACUAAAUGCGCAGCUUGGUGUGCUGUCAAAACUAUAUUUCAAAUACUACGCGAUGUAUGGAAUUUGUAUGACUGCGUCAUAAAUGUAUGAUGUUCAGUCGGCGUCAAAUAGUUCGUGACACCCAAAGUGGUCAAAAAGUGACAACACAACCUUAUUCCAAUGAGGGCUAUCGUUUUUAUACUUAACAGUUGGCACCCCUGGCGAUUGACAGGACCUUACUCUACAGUGGCGCCAUCUUGAUGAGUGCAAAUGCGAUAGUCCUCCUACCACUUUAGCGCUCACCAGUUGGUGCCACUGUCUCUUCGCUACUAGCAAGUGACAGGACCUUACUCUACAGUGGCGCUAACUGGUGAGCGCUAAAACGAUAGCCCUCAUUGUAACAAAGACGUGUUGCGAACUUCUUGGCUACUUUGGAUGUCACGAACUACGCUACGCUGAGUGUUCAACGCGUAGUAUAGUCCGGUCGCCGAGCACGUAGAAUUUCGUCCAAUCCAAUGACCCCAAGCUACCCAUCCCUAUCGCUCGCGCGUAAUUAUGUUGCUGUCGCGCUCUUUCACUCACCGCCAGUCGCACAGUCGCGACAGCAAUAUAAUUACGCGCGAGCGAUAAGGAUGGGUAGCUUGGGGUCAUUGGACGAAAUUCUACGUGCUCGGCGACCGGACUAUAGUGUGAAUAUACCCACUGGAGUGUAAGGAUGCAGUGCUGGACAAGAUAUUGUACACAAAUCGGCGUUUUGCUACUUCAAAAUGUUUUCAAUUGACUUUGAAUCUUGUGCAAAAGACAUACGAUUCAAUAUCCAUUGAAGAAAGAAGUUUUGAAAGUAAAUAACGAUUUCCUCAAUCAAUUUUUGACCUUAUAGUAAAGGAAUAAAGUUCAAAAUUGAAUGCAUUGGAUUUUAGAGAGAUCUAAAAAAAAUUAAAAAAGGCCAUAGGUACAAUAUCUUGUCAGGACUGUAAUAUAUUGUUAUUUUUUAAAUAUAGUAUUUUAAUUAAUUGUAUUGUAUUUGAUUUUAAUCAUUAUUGUUUUUGUUGAGGAUUCCUUGCAUUUUUGCUGACGAAAUAAUUAUUUUAACUUAGUUUUCUACUCAAACCACGUAUAAUAAUUUAAAAUAACAAGGUUAGUAAUGCCCGUUUUCACCAUCAAUACCUAAUUUUUAAGUGACCCCUAUGUAAACAAAAUUCCUGUUAUUUGUUACCAUAGGGGUCACUUAAAAAUUAGGGAUUGAUGGCGAAAACAGGCAUUAAUCUAAGCAAGCUAAACUCGGUCAGCGCCUGAGCUAUGGGAGCGGCACGUGGUGUUUUUGACACGUCAAACGUCAGCAAGACUUCAGACAGAGUAAAUACAAAUGAGUAGGUCAUCUUCAUAGAAACGCACGGGCGUGGUUUGUAUGUGAGCGCGCCAAUACGUAUGCGGCGCGCACGCACACACUGACAAAAUUCUAAAAUAAAAACCGACUGGCUCCCCGCUAAUCCACACUAAAUAGCAAUGCCAGAUAUUGUAUGGAAAGUGGCGUCUUUUUUUUUUUCGCGCGGCCAUCGACCAAACUUUGUUUUUUGAUUACAAAAUAGUGUAAUAAACCAAACUUACUAUGACAUUUAUACCUGUAAACUCAGUCUGAACUGAGUUACGAGCAUUAGAAGUUUGAUGAUUUUCAUACUAGAUUUGCUUUUUGUGCGCAAGUUUUGCAAGAAAUUGCAACAAAAGAUUGCGCUAUUUUUAUAUUGCGCUGAUUCUGCUCCAUACUGAUGUCUGGAGCCUUUAAUGGAUGGUAUUGUUUGUUUACACAUACAAUCUCACUAUUUUGUUGCAAUUUCUUACAAAACUUUGCGCACAAAAAGCAAAUCUAGUAUGAAAAUCAUCAAACUUGUAAUGCUCGUAACUCAGUUCAGACUGAGUUUAGAGGUAUACAUGUCAUAGUAAGUUUGGUUUAUUACACUAUUUUGUAAUCAAAAAACAAAAUUUUGGUCGAUGGCCGCGCGAAAAAAAAAGACGCCAAUUUCCGGCAUUGUCUUUUUGUCAGUGUGUGCGUGCGUGCCGCAUACGUGUUGGCGCGCUCACAUACAAACCGCGCCCGUGCGUUUCUAUGAAGAUGACCUACUCAUUUGUAUUUACUCUGCUUCAGAUUUGUCAGCUCUGUCACGUCAUAAAAUGUCAAUGUCACUCCUCCCGUGCCGCUCUCAUACCUCAGGCACUGACUGAGUGCUAGACCUUACUCAUACAAAAUUAUACCUAAAUCCAUUAUUAUCUUUUGUAUUUAAUGAACUAGAAAACACGAGGUUUUAAGUCCAUAAGGACCCCUAGUUAAGAAAUGCUAUAGAACAUUUUUACACAAUUAUAAAAAUAAAAUACAUCCACAAAAAGCUUAUUUAUUUUAAAAUACUAUUAAAACAUCACAGAAAAUGUAAAUUAUGUUACUAUUUUAUUUGUCUGUGGUUAGUUUUUUGACAGCUGUCACUAAAUUGAGCGAAUGAAGGAGUGAUUUGUACGUUCACUCAUUCGUUUUUCGCGCCAGUUCCUAUGAAUUGAGUGAAUGAUAUACAUUUGAUUUGAUAUUUAAAUUGAUUUCGAAAGGGUGGUGGAGUGUAGUAUUAAAAAUUAUGUUUUAGUUAAUUCAUUUAUUUUGGAGUGCCAAAGAUGGUAAAAAUCAACCAUUUUGAAUAUUAAAAAAGAUAAAAGAAAUAA